GCAGCUUUACAAGAGGAGUACCUCCGCCGGAGGAAGAUGAACACGUACGAGGAGCGCCGGAAAGAAGGGCGGACCAUCCACACAAAGGCAUCGCGCACUGCGCUAGUCGUUGCCUCCUUGAGCCUGAUAUUUGGUCUCAUGGCCAUUGUCCUCCCGAACUGGCGCUCCAGCUGGGUCGGCCUGAUUGGAUACGGUACCCGAAGGAACUGGGGGCUGCUCUAUGUCCAAGGGCGACAUACAACUUUCCACCACGACAUGUACGACAAAAACUGCAAGUGGUAUGGUCAUCUGAUGCUGGGCAACUCUUGUCUUUCACCAAUCUGCAGAUGGUAUUUGCUGAAAUGCAACGUUUACUUCGAGCUGUGCAUGUACAGCUACUGUGCUGCUCUGACCAUCAUCUUCGGAACAUUGGUGCAGAUGUUGUGCCUGUACUGGACUGUUGCUUUGUCGCCUCGGACGUUGCGAUGGGCGGCAAACUGGUAUCCAAUUGCUGCGCUGCUCAUCAUCUCCGGCACAGUCUUCUGGGUGAUCAUGACGGAGGGCCUUUUCGACCAGCUGAACGAAGAGUCCUGGUAUCCUGUUCCACCACCUGGGCCUGGCGCUUGCAAUGA
Symbiodinium pilosum is the source of this 611-nucleotide messenger RNA. The record is from the annotation of a GenBank genome assembly. NCBI's taxonomy places the organism in Eukaryota, Dinophyceae, Suessiales, Symbiodiniaceae.